AUGCCCGGCAUUCUUCCAAUGAAGGUCAUCAAGGUCGGCGUCAACGCGCAGACCAGAAUUGCUCAGGCCUGCGAUCGGUAGGUGCAAAUGGAGCUGUCGUCCACCCGAAACACUUGCUGAUAAGGGUCGCCGUAGCUGCCGCAGCAAGAAGAUAAGAUGCGACGGCGUCCGACCAUGUUGCUCGCAGUGUGCCAAUGUGGGCUUUGAAUGCAAGACGAGCGACAAAUUGAGCAGGAGAGCGUUCCCAAGAGGCUACACGGAAUCGCUAGAAGAGCGGGUACGGGUUUUGGAGGCGGAGGUCAGAGAGCUGAAGGACCUGUUAGACGAGAAGGACGAGAAGAUUGAUAUGCUAUCGCGGAUACACUCCCAGUCAGCACACCCAAUUCAGCUGCCGUCGCCGCGACGACCUUCAACAACAGUGGAGCUGAAUUCUCCGGUUGGAAACGCCGAUACUCCGCCCAAGGAUGACAUGUUCAAGGUGCAGCAAUCGCCAUAUCUGCUGGACGAGGAAGGGUCGGAUUCAUACUUUAGCGGAACUUCGAGUGUGCGGACCUUCAUUGAAGCUUUCAAGCAUCGGGUGCAGGAGAGUGGAAGAUCAACAGCGGAUAUUGACACUGGAGCUCUGCUCUCCAACAGUGCCCGUAGAGGUUCGGACGCUGCAGUAUCGACGCCAAAGUCGCCUGUGAUCUACAAGGCUCCACCGAGACUUGUUUCGGACCAGUUUGUCAACAUCUUCUUCCAAGAAUGGGCGCCACUAUUUCCGAUAUUGCAUCGACCUACUUUCCUGACGUUGUACGAACGCUUCUGCUCCGAUUUCGACUCGGUUACCGACAGAGCGGAGAUCGCCCAGCUGAACCUGGUCUUCGGUAUUGCAGCUUUGUCGGAUGGUACAAGAUCCUCGGCAGACUUGGACAGCUUCGAGAGCCAAUGGAAAUCGGCGAUUGAUGCCAUCAUAACCGAGAACUCGAUGGCCACUCUCCAGGCAUUGAUCUUGGCUCAGCUCUUCUGUAUCCAGCAAGGGGAUCUCACCAGGCUAGCGACAUAUAAGGGACUGUCGACCUCCCUGUCCGCUCGUCUUGGACUUCACCAAUCUCAGAAGCGCUUCGCCUUGGGCACGCUGGCGUGCGAGACUCGCAAGAAAGUGUUCUGGUCCCUGUACGCCGUCGAUAGCUUCACGGCAGUCCUUCUUGGCCUUCCAAAACACAUCAAGGACGAGGAUGUCUGCUGCGAGAUUCCCAUUGACGCUGACGACGAAUAUGUCACCGAACGGGGCUUUCAGCCUACUCUUCCCGGCGAAUCGACAAAACUCUCCAGCGCGCUGGCCCUCUUCCGCGCGUCCAGAAUUCUGUCAAAGGUACUGGAGGAGGUCUUUCCGGCCAAAGCUUCGUACGAGUUGUCACUGAAGAAGCUGAGUGAGCUUUCCGACGAGUUGGAUAACUGGAUCAAUUCUUUGCCAUCUCAUCUCCGUUUGCACUUUGCGCAGGUAGGUUUCGCGAGAGCAUCGUUACCACCGAGACCAUGUUUACUGACAUUGCGCAGGACAAGCCAAGUACCGGCACCAUCAGCAGCCGCUCGCCCCUUCUCUCGCUCACAUAUCACUACAUCCGAGCCUUGAUCCAUCGACCGGCGGUUUGCGCUUCGUUAGGUGCCAGGUCGCAAUCAUCAGUGAUGGCCACGGCGAGUUCCUGCAAACACAUCGUUCAGAUCAUUCAAUUGCUCGAUGAGAGGGGCAUGAGCUUCUCCUUCUGCCUCAACCGCGACGAAAUGCUGGUGCUCGCUGGAUUCGGCUUGCUCUUCCAAGGUCUCGGUCUCGACCCUAACUCGAAGAUCCUGCGGGACAACAGCAAAAUGCUGUCCGUGAUUAUCGACACGCUCACCAAGUCGAAAGCGCCCUGCGCCGCCCAAUUUGAAAAGGUUGCUACAUCGUUUAUGCCAGUUCGACCAAGCCCGCCACCUGUGCCCAAGACCAAGAUGCUUUCGCUCUCGAGACACAAUUCUGACGGUACCCAAUCCCUGCCGUCUUCGACCAGGAAGCAGCUCAAAGCAAUUGCAUCCCGCUUCACCGCCAACAGCAAGACUCCCAAGCUGGAUGCUUCUGAUGGCAGCCGGAGAGCAACCGUUCAUAACAUCAGCCUCCUCCCGUACAAUCAACAGACACACAGCCAGCCGUCCUUGCAGCCCCCAACCUACGCUCCAUCGUCAACCUCCCGCUCCGAACCUGCAAGAAGCCCCGUUAACAUGUACUCCCGACCCGGCCCUACUAUCAACAACGCCCGUCCUGCCGCAACGCCAAGAUCGCAACACAAAACUCGCAAUACUGCUCAGAAGCUUCCCAACCUCGACUACCUCUCCUUUGGCAACGAACCCGACACCCCAUCUCCUCCGCCUUCUCGAACCACACAACUCAUCAAACCCGAACCAGGCCCUACCGACUGGGAGAAACUCCUCGGCUCCCUGGACAAUGGCGAGACGAAUAUCUACGAUGCCUGCUACGGCGGCCCACCCGUCGAUGCGCUUCUCAACGCGCCCUCUCUCGGACUUAGCAGCAACAACGCUUCUACGCCGGCUCUUGCGUCGGCCGAGUCUGCAUCAAUCGCGUGGAACGGCGACCUAUGGGCUAUCUGUCAAACCGACACCAACACGAGUUCUUCUUCAGGCUUGACCCCCGGUGGCGGCGCUCAUACCGCGGGAAGUAUUCUGAGCUUCUCCUCCGCCGACGAGGGUUUGAGCAGCUCUGAAGACUUCACAGGUGAUUGGACGACGGGCAAGAGCGGCAGCACUCAAGCUGAAUUCCGGGGGAUCGUACUGCCGCAGGGAGACGAUUUGACGUUGGGAGAUGGUUGGACUAGUGGAUUGAAUCUGUAG
This is a messenger RNA of Lecanosticta acicola, 2865 nucleotides long. The record is from the annotation of a GenBank genome assembly. NCBI's taxonomy places the organism in Eukaryota, Fungi, Ascomycota, Dothideomycetes, Mycosphaerellales, Mycosphaerellaceae.